Messenger RNA from Paramecium sonneborni, 4968 nucleotides. The record is from the annotation of a GenBank genome assembly. Lineage: Eukaryota; Ciliophora; Oligohymenophorea; Peniculida; Parameciidae.
AUGGAAGCUGAAUCUGAAGUUCUAAAAAAACUAAUAAACAAUACUAAAUAUAAGUUAUUUAAGUAUAAAAAUGAUUGAUUUAGUACAGUGUAGUGUAUUUAAUUUUGAAGAGACAAUAGUAUCCUCUAAAUGUAGCAAUAAUUUCAACAAUUAUAUAAAUGGGAUAGCUUCUUUAUUUUUCAUUUCAAUAACAGCUAAGAUACAUUUGGCGUUCUGAAAAUUUGACAAAAUGGGUAAAUUACAUUUUGGCGUAUGAAUAUUGGUUGAAAAUAGAUUUUUUACUUUAAUGAAAUAUGUAGAGAAUAAAGAGUUAACAAUUUAUUUAAUAGUAUUUUACAUUUGUGUUGGAUUAGUUUAGAUAACAGUGAUUUUGAUAAUAAUUUUAGGAGUUCUGAAAUAAAAUUAGUCAUCAAGUUCAAUUGUAUUUUCAAUUUUGAGAUUAAGUUUAACAAUAUUGAUGACAAUAGGAUUUGAACCAAUAUCUAGAAUAUUAUUGGGAGUAAGAUAAUAUGAUAAAUUAAGUAUUUAGCAUGUGAAUCAUAAGAUUAAGGUAAUUUAAUGAUGAGAUAUGUUAAAAAUUAAUAAUGUUGGGUUAGUGAAUAUGAAUUACAUGCAGUAAUAGCUAUAUUAACAUUUGCAGAAUAUAUGAUAAUGGUGAUUAUAUUUGCUUAGAUAUGUAUAGAAUCAAAAGAAGUUGAAUAUAAUGUGGUAGCAUAGAAGUAAGGUUAAACAAUGCUUUAUUAUUACUUAUUUAUAUUUAUUUCUUUAUUAUCUUAUUCUUUAUUAGAACAGCCGAAAUAUACAUUAAUUGUUAUAUUAUUUUAAUUGGUUUCAUCAUUUACUUUUUUUUAUGGUGUUAAUCAACAAACUCCCUUUUAUAAUACAAAAAUACAAAAAAUAUGGUCAAUUAUAGCAGGAGUUAAUUUUUGGACUUAAUUAAUGUUAUUUUAUGCAUAUCAUCUUGAGGGAAGAUUUUUAUAGAAAACACUUGUUAUUUGGAUAGUUGGUAUUCCAUUUAUUAUUGCAAUUUUGGCUAUGAAAGAAUUAUCUUAUGUUGAUUUAGUUACAGCUUGUAUGAAAUCUAAUUAAAAUGGAAUAUAAACUGUUUAAAUUUGUACAUAUAUCUUAACUUUGAAUAAUUAGAGUGCAACUAAUUAAAAAUCUUAGAUACUUUUGGCUGGUUUUAUUGAAUUUCAUAAAUAAUCUUGUAGUAAACCUGAUUGUGUAUUAUUAUCUAAUCAAAAGAAGAAAAAUAAGAGUGUAAAUGUAUUUAAAGAUAGAAAAUAAUAAAUAGAUUAAUUAGUCAAUUAAAAUUAUUUAGAUGGAUUAGAAUAAUUUCCAGAAUGUGUAAAUCUUAAAAUAUCUUAUUCAUAUUUUUUAUUAGAUAAAAUGUAACUCAAAUAAUAAGCAUUAAAUUAAUUAAAUUUAGCUGAGAGUUGUGAUCCAAGUUUUGAUUAACAAUUCUUUAUUUAUAGAUAUAAGAGAAUAAUAGAAGAAUAAAUUUAAAAACAACAGUAAUCAAAUAAUCAUAAUAAGAAAAAGCUAGAUAUUAUUACUGAAAAAACACUAAAAAGUGAAAUUAAAAAUCUUCAUUAUUUAAUUGAAGAUUCUUGUAUGGAAUAUUUAUAUUUUUGGUCUUAAUUAUAAGAAGAAGUUCCUAAUCUUAAGAUUUUAUAUGAGCAUGGAUAAAAAAUAAUUAAAUCAAUUUUAAAAGUAGAAUAAUAAUGGUAUAAAAUCUUAGAAAUUGAUCCAUAUGAAAUUGGAACACAUAGAAUUAUUAGUAAAUAUUAUGAAAUGAUUGUACAUGAUGAAUAAUUAGCGUUAGAUUAAUUAAUUUAAAUGAUUAAAAAAUAGAAAUAUAAUACUAAAGGAAAUGAAUUUUAUGAAGAUCUUUCUAGUUCUGGAGAUCCACUUAUAGUAAUGUAAAUAUCUGUAGGACAUCCAACUCUUAUUUUAAAUGUUAAUAAAGCAGCAUAUAGUUUAUUAGGUUUUUCAAAAACAGACUUAAUAAAUAGAAAUAUCGAUGUUAUUCUACCUACAAUGUAAAAAUAUUUAAUUAUAAUAAUAGUUAUGUAGAAUAUCAUACUUAAUUAAUAGAUUUCUUUUUUGAUAAAUAAACAGGUGAUGCAAAUUAAAUCAAUUAAUUUUAAGAAAGAUUUUUAAUGAUUAAAAAUAAGUAAAAUUACAUUGUACCAUGUUAUUCCUAAUCUUAAAUACUUAAUACUAUAAAUGGAUUUAUAAUGACUAGUAGAUUGAGAUAAGAAGUACAUUAUAAACCAAAAUGUUAUAUUUUAAUUGAUAUUCAUGGUAAAAUUUUACAUGUUUCGUCUUCAUGCAUGUAAAUCUUGAAAUUGGAUUAAUAAUUUCUUCAUUUGAAAGAUGUAAACAUAACUAAAUUUUUUCCUGAAUUAUUGUUGAAUAGAGAAGAAUAUUUAAGUAAACCAACUCUUAUACAUUUUGAAUUGUAAUGUACUUCAUCAAAAGGAUCUUUAUCAAAAGAUGAUGUUGCUAAUUCUUUUGAUGAAGUUGAAGAUAAAAUAUUUAAUUGUUCUCUCUUCCUAAUUGAAACCCCUUAUGCUAAUUAAAAUGAUGAUAUAUAUCAAAUUUAUGGUUAUAUUGUCAAAUUAGAAUAAUAUUCUACUGACAUCACUAAUUUUCCAUUACUCAUAAAAAAUAAAAAGACAACGAAAGUCUUUAAAUUUUAUGUAGCUUCCAAAACAUAUUAAUGUAAUAAUUUUAUUUUAAUUUUAGUGGAAAAUGCAGAUCCAGAAAACACUAAUAAUGAAUCUUUAAUUGAGAAAAGUAUUAUUUGGGAAGAACCUUAAAAACUAUAUUUAUUUGCAUAACAUAGUAAUACCAGUAGUAAGAAAUAAUAUUCAUAAUCUAAACAUUCAUUACUUAAAUCUAAAGUAUAUGGGGCAGAUAUUAAAACUAUGAGAUAUUUUGAUAACAAAAUUAUUGAAAUUGAAGAAGAAUCUAUUGAUGAAAGUGAAUAUAGUGAAAAAAAAUAAAAUAAAGGUAAAAAUCUAAAUGCAGAAGAUGAAAAUGAUUUGGAUAAAUAAGUAUAAAUUGAAUAAAGAAGUUUAAAAAUAGCUACAAGGUUAGGAUUAAUUAAAGUUAUCAAUAAUUCUAAAUUACCAUUUAUUAUGUUAAAACUAUCAAUUUGUAUAAGCUUAUUAUUUUUAUCUGUACUUAUUGUAUCCAUUAUCAUGUUUAUUAUGUUAAAUUAAACUUAAGGGAAAAUUGUUUAAGCCUUAAAUUUAUUAAUUGCUAAUAAUCUUCGAUUAUGCAGUUUCAUCAAAAUGCAAUCAAACUUAUAAGAUCUAAAAUUUACAAAUUUUAAAAUACUUCCAUAUACUUAAUAAACUGUAUCAGGUCAUUUUGAAUUUAUUAAUAGACUUGAACUUGCAGCAGAAUUAAAUCUUACUUUAGAAUAUUAAUUAACAUUAUAAAAUUAAGAAAUAAUAUUGAAUGGAGAAUAUGCAAAAUAUGAUAAUGCAUUCAAAACUUAAAAAAUUUUGAUGUAAUAAGUUACUGGAGAGUCUUCAAGUUUUUUAUUUGAAGAGGUGAUUUAAUAAUUAUUAUCAAAAGCUAUAUCUUUAAAUUCUAGUAGUUUAACUUCAUUUGAUGAUUUAAAUCAAGAUUAUUACUAUUUCAAUGAAAACCUCUUUAAUUCGGUUCUUCUAAAUUAACAUUUAGCUUAAGAUUUCUAUUAUUAUAACAUAAUUUAUUAAACUGAUUAAUUGGAUUAGCUAUAGAUUUAUUUUUCUUUAACUUAAUUAUUUUUAAUAAUUUUGACAUAUAUUAUAAUUUAAAUAUUUUUGAACAAACAUUAAAGUUAUUUAAGAGAAAUUUUAUCAUUAUUUAUGGAAUUAGAUGAAAAAACAAUUAAAUUUUAUGUUAAGAAAGCUUAAGAUUUUUUGAGUGCAUUAAGAUUAGCUGAUGAUAAAUAAUUAGAUGAAAUAGAUGAAGAACAAGAUGAAGAAGAAGAUCAUUUUGAUUUAAGUUCAUUCAACAGAAAGAAAAGGAGGAAUAAAAGUUUUUCGACUAAAGAAAUAAAGAAGAAUAUCAUAUAUGUUUCUAUGGUUUUGAUAUGCUAUGCUUUCUUUUUUUCAUAUAUCUUCAUAACAUCAAAAGUAAUAAAUCUAAUUUAAUUUAUAGAUAAUAAUAUCUUAAACUGAAUAAUUGACUCCUUUGUUAAAUAUAACAUCUAUAGCAGCAUCUUAAUAUAGUUUAAUUGAUAAUAUUAUGAGAGAAGCAUUUUGGAAUUAAUCAAAAAUCAUUUUAGAUCUAAAUGCUUUCACAGCCUUAGCGUAUAUGUAAAACGUUUUAUAUGAAAUGGAUGCAGAAUCUCAUUAAUUAAAUCAGGAAAAUUCUGCGGUCUUAGAUGUAGAAUAUAAAAUGGCUUUUAAUUAAAUUUAUAUUUUAAAUCCAUGCUUUAUUAUAGAUGAAGGUGAUGAUAAACAAAGUGCUUGUUCUUAAUUUUAUGAUGGUAUUUUAUUAUAAGGUUUAUCAUUGGGAGUCACCAAAUUCUUGGAAACUAUUAAAUUUUAUCUAUUCCUAUAUCAAGGUUAUAAUUCAAGUUAUCACUACUCUUAUUUAUCAUAUAAUCUAUCAACUGAUCCAUUAUUAAAUUAUUCUUACAAUCUACUUAAUUAAUAUGAUAUGAAUUCAAAUAGAAUUCUAACCAAAGUAUACAUGAAAUCUUUAUAAAUUUAUUUAACUGAUAUUUUGCAAAGCUCAUUAAAUACACAUUUUGAAGACUUAUAAUUACAAUUUGUUUCCACAUUUCUUAGUUUUUCAUUAUUAUCUAUUAUUUUAUAUUUUAUGAUGUGGAUUCCUCGAUUAUAAAAAAACAGAUAAGAAAUUUAUCAAAAUAGAAUGAUGCUAUCAUUUAUUCCUUUAAAGAAAUUGGAUCAAAUAGAACCUAUAAAAAGUUAUAUCAGAAAAUAUCAAUAAUAAGAGUGA